AUGAGAUCAGCUCGCUUUCACAGAGGGAGGUGCUGUAAGUAUUGCAUUAAGUUCAACCCUAUUAUAAAUCCAGCUUCUAAUAUCAGAUUCUUUUAGUGGAACGGUAAGAAAUUACAUUUUUGAGUAACGAAAUGAUUCUAAUGAUAUAGACAUCUAUGGGCUCAAAUCACAAGGAGGUGCGAAUUUACCGAAAGAUAAUCGACGUCGAAGCGAAGAACCUAAUGGCGCCGCGAGUACUGUAGGUCAUAUGUGUUAUCAAGAAUGAACUCCAGCUAAAUAAAAGUAGGUACUUUCAAAUGAAGAGGACCAUAAACGCAUGCGAAGAUUACAAGCUCACGCGUUCUCCGAAAAGGCUUUAAGGGCACAGGAAUUUGUACUUGAUAGUUAUGUCGAUAAGUUGAUCAAAAGUCUACGCGAAAAGGCAGCAACUCCAGCAAGCAGUGUUGUGGAUAUGGUUUUGUGGUACAAGUACGUCUCUUUCUUUUUUUUUGGUUUCGAGAUUGGUGAAAAUAAGCCGUGUCAAACAUUCAUAUUUUCUAGUAUCCACGUUCUCUACAGAUUCCAGGCUAACAUCAUUUCAGCUGUACCACUUUUGAUAUUUUAGGUGAUCUCGCCUUUGGGCAAUCGUUCGGUGGCCUAGAAGAGGGUAGUCUCCACGUAUGUUUGUUGCCACAUGAUACGUUCUUGUUAACUCACAGAAAAUAGCCAUGGAUCAAAUUAAUUUUCAACACCAUCAAAGCAGAGGCGUUUCUAGUAGCAGCACGCGAGUUUUGGAAGCCACUGGAACUUCUGGCAAUAUGGCUAUUAGCUCCAAAAGGUCUCAUGUCAGUCAAUAUGGAGCAUGCCAUGUUCGCAUACGCGAAAACAAAGGAGAGAUUGGCACAAGGGGCAUCUGAUCGACCUGAUAUUACGAGUUACAUUCUCAGGCAUAAUGACGAAAAGGGGUAAGCAACGUUAUACCAAGAAAAUGUGUGACAGACGUUAAUGGAAGAAGGAUGACAAUACCGGAGAUUGGAUCCAACGCUGCACACCUCAUUGUUGCUGGAAGUGAAACCAGUAAGUCUCAUGAGCUUUUCCUCAAAAGUGUUGCGCUUACAUGAAUUUUUCAAAGCUGCAACCUUCUUAUCUGGAAUAACAUAUAAUCUACUGCGCACUCCCGAAAUUCUUGCAAAGCUGCAAAACCUCAUCCGUAGCACAUUUGAGACUGCGGAAUCCAUCAACGUUCUCGCUUUAGGCCAACUUCCCUACCUUACUGCUGCUCUUGAAGAAGGGUUCCGCACAUGUCCUCCGGUUCCAAUCGGACUUUUUCGUCGGACGGCCUCGGAAGGAGCCAUGAUCUGCGAUCUUUUUGUGCCUGAAGGCGUGUCAGUGACAAUUCAUCACUUGGCUGCGUAUACGAGUGAACAGAACUUCGAGAAUCCUAAGCAAUUUGUGCCCGAAAGGUGGGAGAAAGAAGCAACUUUGACUGUACCUUACAAGGAUGAUGACAGAAAGGUCUUGCAGCCCUUUAGUUAUGGACCGAGAAAUUGGAUCGGAAAGAAGUGAGUUCAAAUGCUCGUCCAUCGUGUGUUGAUUUGAGAGUCACUGACCGGGAAUAAUUAGCCUUGCUUAUGCGGAAAUGCGACUCAUUCUUGCGAGGGUUCUAUGGAAUUUUGAUCUGGAGUUGAUGCCUGAGAGUAGAGAUUGGGAUAACCAGAAGACUUACGGGCUGUGGGAAAAGAAACCUAUGAUGGUGAAAUUGACCACUAGGACCGCAUAA
This is a messenger RNA of Hymenoscyphus albidus, 1759 nucleotides long. Lineage: Eukaryota; Fungi; Ascomycota; Leotiomycetes; Helotiales; Helotiaceae. The record is from the annotation of a GenBank genome assembly.